Messenger RNA from Gossypium arboreum, 1080 nucleotides. RefSeq names its product sufE-like protein 2, chloroplastic. The record is from RefSeq and is a predicted model, not a curated record. Bases 186 to 869 code for a protein of 227 amino acids. The transcript has a single exon. NCBI's taxonomy places the organism in Eukaryota, Viridiplantae, Streptophyta, Magnoliopsida, Malvales, Malvaceae.
AAUACUUCCUCAAUUUCCACGAAAAUCUCAGACACAGACAAGACAACCAAUCAAUUGCGUAGUUUAAGGACCUUUCUUUCCCAUUUUACAUCUUCAAGUUUAACGAAUUUCUCGCUCCAUCUCCCCUUUCUUUUUUCUCUCCUCCCUAUUUCUCUUCCUUUUCUUCAUUUUCUUUCUAUCCAAACAUGACCUCCUUAUCCAUAAGAAUUCCCUUCCAUUGUUUCUUUGAUAAACACUAUUUCCCCAACACUAAAAACAUUCAUUUAAAGCUUCCCAGAGCAGAUACUAUUAUUGAAUCAAACAAAUUCUCUGGUAAAUCUGAUUUGACCAAGUCAUUCGUUGUUUCGUCAAAGAUUCAAACACCUUGGGGAACUACGUAUAAACAAGGAGUUUCCCACAAGGUUCAGCUUUUGGUUUCGGAGUUCAAGUCUUUAACGGAGCCAAUCGAUCGCGUGAAACGGCUGUUAUAUUACGGAGAGAUGCUGGCUCCGUUUGACGAGGCGGCUCGGCUGCCGGAGAAUCGAGUCAAGGGUUGCACAACCCAGGUGUGGGUCGACGCCAGGAUUGACAAAAAUGGGAAGGUUCGGUUUCGAGCCGACAGCGAUUCCGAGAUAAGUAAAGGUUUUUGUUCGUGUCUAAUAUGGGUGAUGGACGGUGCCGACCCUGAAGAGGUUGUCGGGGUGACGGCGGAGGAGUUGGUGGAGCUGAACGUCGGAGUCCAUGGGAAGGUCCAAUCUAGAGUGAAUACGUGGCAGAAUGUGUUGAUUUAUAUGCGAAAUAAAACGGCUGCUCUGAUGGAGGAGAGACAAGUGCACCAGCUAAAGCCGCCGCGAUUUUCCUCAUUGCUUUUUAGCACCAAUGAAAUUUAGAUAGGACAUUUAGGUUUCCUUUGGUUUCCCUGUCUCUGGUAAUUUCAAGAUGUUGAUAGGAAAUUAAAGUAGUUUUUAAUAUGCUACUACUGUAUGAUUUCUGUAGAUAAAAUUACUAGACUCGAUCGAAUAAUUGAGAUGGGUGGAAAAAAAUACACUGAAGAAGAAUGGGUUUGUGCAAUAAUAUUUCGUUCUUUAAAGUAAAGAUAAA